Messenger RNA from Doryrhamphus excisus (bluestripe pipefish), 6548 nucleotides. The record is from RefSeq and is a predicted model, not a curated record. Lineage: Eukaryota; Metazoa; Chordata; Actinopteri; Syngnathiformes; Syngnathidae.
UGUUUUCUGUCUUUGUCAGGAUAUGUCCGUUUUUCCGAGGACAUGUCCUGUUGUCUGUCUUUUUCAGGAUAUGUCCUGGUUUCCGAGAAUAUGUCCUGUUUUCUGUCUUUGUCAGGAUAUGUCCUGUUUUAAUACAACAUGUCCUAUUUUCUGUCUUUGUCAGGAUAUGUCCUCUUUUCCUAAAACAUGUCCUGUUUUCCAUUUUCUCAGGACAUGUCUGGUUUUCCUAUUUCAUGUCCUGUCUUUUGUUUAGUAGGACAUGUCAUGUUUUCUUUUUUCCAAGGAUAUUUUCCUGUUUAGCAGGAUAUGUCCUAUUUUCUGAGGACAUGUCCUGUUUUCCUAAGACUUGUCCUGAUUUCUGUUUUCUUGGGACAUGUCUGGUUUUCCCAGUUCAUGUCCUGUCUUUUGUUUAGUUGGACAUGUCGUGUUUUCUGUUUUCCUUGGCCAUAUUCCUGUUUUCCCAGGAUAUGUCAUGUCUUUUGCUUUCAUAGGACAUGUCCCGUUUUCUGCUUUUGCAGGAUAUGUUUUUUCCCAGAUCAUUUCCUGUUUUGAUGGUACAUGUCUGGUUUUCCCAGGACAUGUCCUGUUCUUCUGUUUCCCAGUUAAGCCCUGAAAAUAUCCUGUUUUUAUUAUUUUUCACUGGGACUAAAAUUGAUGAAAUUGAGUUUUGGUUGGAAUCUUCGGGAUUCCGCAUCACCAUGGCGACAUUUUGGAAGUGUCCAUCUUCAACACACAUUCUAGAUGUAUUCCCGAAAUUACUUGAUGAAGAUAGUCUUUGGAAUGAAUUCAUUAAAUCAGGAUGAAGCCAAGGAAUGAAAAUGUGUCAUGAAAAAAGGGUGCGAGUAGGUCGUCUUACCUGAGAUGUGGUGGAAAAGCGUCCUGCCGUGUGGACUCCUCCAGCCAUGACUGACAUUACGGCAGGUGGCAGGUGUCUCUCACGUCUUAUCUUGCAGUUAAACAGUGGCCAGCUCUCCUCCUGACCUUUGAACUUUCAACUCAUGUCUCCAAUGGGGGGCAGAAGACAACCAAGUCGCUAAAGGCUCCACUUCCUCUCUUGUUUGCUAGCAACAUCCCAGACAAAAAUACCGGCAGUUGAAAAAACACUGUCUUACAUACAUUGUCAUGUAUACGCCAGCAGAGACACUCUUACAUACGAUGUCUUAUAUACACUAUAUACAGUACUGACCUACACUGUCUUACAUACAUUGUCAUGUAUACGCUAGCAGAGAUACGCUCUUACAUACGAUGUCUUAUAUACAGUACUGGCAUACACUGUCUUACAUACGUUGUCAUGUAUACAGCAGCAGAGAUACACUCUUAUAUACGAUGUCGUAUAUACAGUACUGACAUACACUGUCUUACAUACAUUGUCAUGUAUACGCCAGCAGAGAUACACUCUUACAUACGAUGUCUUAUAUACAGUACUGGCAUACACUGUCUUACAUACGUUGUCAUGUAUACAGCAGCAGAGAUACACUCUUACAUACGAUGUCUUAUAUACAGUACUGACAUACACUCUUACAUACAUUGUCAUGUAUACGCCAGCAGAGAUACACUCUUACCUACGAUGUCUUAUAUACACUAUAUACAGUACUGACGUACACUGUCUUACAUACAUUAUCAUUCAUGUAUACGCCAGCAGAGAUACACUCUUACAUACGAUGUCUUAUAUACACUAUAUACAGUACUGACAUACACUGUCUUACAUACAUUGUCAUGUAUACAGCACCAGAAUUAUGCUCUCACAUACAAUGUCUUGUUUACAGUAUGUACAGUACUAACAUACACUGGCUUACAUACAUUAUCAUGUAUACACCAGCAGAAAUCUUACAUACAAUGUCUUAUAUACAUUGCCAUGUAUACACCAGUAGAAAUACACCAACCACAAUUAUGCUCUUGCAUACGAUGUCUUAUAUACAGUACAUACAGCACUGACGUACACUGUCUUACAUACAUUGUCAUGUAUACGCCAGCAGAGAUACACUCUUACAUACGAUGUCUUAUAUACACUAUAUACAGUACUGACGUACACUGUGUUACAUACAUUGUCAUGUAUACACCAGCAGAGAUACAUUCUUACAUAUGAUGUCUUAUAAAAAGUAUAUACAGUACUAACAUACACUGGCUUACAUACAUUAUCAUGUAUACACCAGCGAAAAUCUUACAUACAAUGUCUUAUAUACAUUGCCAUGUAUACACCAGAAGAAAUACAUCAUCUUACAUACAAUGGCGUAUAUAGGUUUCAUAUACACAGUAUGACAUACACUGUCUCACAUACAAUGUCUUAUAUAUGCUGUCUGACAUAGACUGUCUCAUUGAUGUUUUAUACAUGAUGUCUGACAUACACUGUCUUAGAUAUGAUGCCAGAAAUUAGAAAAAACAUGAUCUUACGUACAAGACUUCAAUACAGAGUUAAAAAACACUGUCUUACAUUCAGUGUUUCUCACAAAGGAUACAGUCUCGCGUACGAUGUCUUACAUAUACUGUCUGACAUAGACUGUCUCAUAUAUGAUGUCUUAUAUAUGCUGUCUGACAGUCUCGCAUAUGACGUCUUAUAUAUUUUGUCUGACAUACAGUCUCACAUAUGAUGUCUGACAUACACUGUCUUAUAUAUGAUGCCAGAAUUUAGAAAAAAACCAUGACUUAAAUACACGGUUAAAAAACACUGUCUUACAUUCACUGUGUUACAUACGUCAGUCUUGCUUAUACUUUAAGACAUGCCUUGUCUUACAUAGUCUUGCAUACACUGUCUUAUAUAUGAUGCCAGAAAUUAGAAAAAAACAUGAUCUUACAUACAAGACUUAAAUACACGGUUAAAAAACACUGUCUUACAUUCACUGUGUUACAUACGUCAGUCUUGCUUAUACUUUAAGACAUGCCUUGUCUUACAUACACUGUUGCAUACACUGUUUAUAUAGUUAGAAACAAACUAUAUAUCCAGUACAUGCAAUAUAUAGUUGUAAAAACACUGUCUUACAUACACUGUCAAGAAAUACGCUAUCUCACAUGCAGGGCGUCUUAUAUACACCGUCUCUCAGAUGAUACAGUACAGCUGUACAAGCAGAAUAAUACAUUGUUGUGUACUGUGUACUGUAUUCACAGGCUUGGGAGACGACUGUGCAGAGAAUAAGCACAAUGUUAUAUCAUAGAAAAUGAAUUGAUUUAGAUUGGCCAUUGAUUUUCAAAAUCAAACCCGCAGACCAGUGAAGCAAACCACUCGAAGCGUGACGGGCACCAUGCCUCCGCGCGGCGUCUCAUCACGUCGCCAAACAAUUUAGCAAACAUCCAUCAACCGCUAAUCUCCUUAACAGGUCGGGACGCAGAUAAAAAAUAGACCCGAUUGAUUUUGUGGAGGCUGAAACAAAAGACGCCGGACUGUUGUGUGGCCAAAUCUCGGGGGACGGGGGGACGGGGGAGGCGGGCGGCGGGGUCUUUAAGUUGGGAUUGUGGUCCGACCCCGACCAAAGACCGGGCUUAGCUCACACAAUAGCGCAUGUAACCCCGGCCAUAUUUCACAUGACGCCUAUAACUCGCCCCCGCCGGCCCCCCGUCGUCGGCCCCCCGUCCCACCGCCUGCAUCCCAAAGCGGGUCGGGCCUAAAUAUAAAAGCACAUGGAGACUUUUGGGGAGUGUACGUCGUCGUGUGAGCUACUGUCCCGGGUCUCAGACAUGAACACGUAUGAAGAAUACGGAGACGAUGACAUCAACAGUUACAUCAUCCAACGCGGCAUCCAUGACGCCUGCCAGGAAGCCUUCAUCAAAUCCCCCGCCAGCUUAGCAGCAUCCACCGAUGAGAACCUGAGGGUGCUGGCGGCCAUCGAACAAGGCGAUGCGUCCACGCUGAGAGACAUGCUAACGCACGCGUCCGCCUUCAAGGAGUUGGACAGUCGCGGUUGGCUUCCCCUCCAUCGAGUCGCUUCCCAGCCGGUCCUGGAGCUCCUGGAGACCGUCCUGGCAUGUGAGGGGCUGAGUCUCGAGGAGAGGACAGGAGUGGGCGGAGACACGGCGCUCACCUUAGCGGUUAAGGGCGGCCUUCUGAGGAACGUGAGGACCCUGCUGGCGCGAGGGGCGUCGCCGCACACCACCAAUGCCAAGAACGAGUCUCCUCUGUUGCUAGCGGUGAGGGCGGCGUCCUUCGUGAUGACGUCCACGCUGGUGUCGCACGGCGCCUGGGUGGAGCAGGUGUGUCGGAAGAAGUGGACGGCCAUGCACGAGGCGGCCAAGGUGGGACACGUGGACAUCCUGAUGCUCCUGCUGAGGAAUGGCGGACGCGUCAAUCAGAAGGACAUCACCGGCGUGACGCCGCUGGCCGUCGCCGCGGAGCACGGACACUUCGCCGUCACGGAGAUCCUGGUCAACUGUGGCAGCAGAGUGAACUCCCAGGCUUGUAACGGUGAAAGCGUGCUGUUGGACGCGGCGGGAUCAGGAUCUACUUCCUGUAUCCAGCUUCUGUUGGACAACGGAGCCAACCCCAACCUGCCCAGCAUCACCGGGCAUCUGCCCAUCCACAAGGCCGCCUACGCUGGAUGCUAUGAGUCCCUGAAGAUCCUGAUCCCAUUAACCACCAAGAAGGCCAUCAAGGAGGCGGGACAAAGUCCAAUCCACUCUGCGGCGGAGGGAGGUCAGAGUCGCUGCCUGAAGCUCCUCCUCUCCAGAGGCUUCGACGUCAACUACCGCAUGACCACCAGGAACUCGGAGAACUACCGCGACAUGAGGAAGAGCGCUUUGUACUUUGCCGUUUCCAACGGCGACGCCGAGUGCACCAAAGUCCUCCUGGCCGCCGGCGCCAAAACGGACCUGGAUCCUUUGUGUUGCCUUCUUGUCGCGGUGCGUUCAGGACGCUACGAGAUCGUGAAGCUUCUUCUGGCCGCCAAAGCGGAUGUCAAUUGUUACUUUGGUGUCGUGAGCGACACGUUCUUCCCCACGGCGUUGCAGUACUGCCUGAAGGACCAGGUGAUGAUGAGACUGCUCCUCAACAACGGAUACAAGGUGGAGAGAUGCUUUCACUGUCGCCAUGACGACGCCGGCCCGGAUACGGAUGAGACUGAUGAGAAAAUUCCUUUUUGUGACUUCAUGAGCUUAUGCUGCCUGGUCCACCUGGCUGGAGGUGUGGUUCGGACUCUUCUGGACUACGUGGACCACGUCCGCAUCUGCUCCAAGCUCAGGCUCAUCCUGGAGAAACAACCCGAGUGGACGCAAAUAUCCGACAUCCUCAGUACUCCUCGAUCCCUGGGCCACCUCUGUAGGCUAACCAUCAGAAGACGUUUGACCCUCAAGAGACUCAACAACGCCGAGGUCAUGAACUCUGACCUUUUCCCGCCUGGCCUGAGAAGCUUCAUCUUGUACCGUGACCUUGACCUCAUCAAGGACAACUACUGAUUAUUCGGAAUUACUGCGCUCAUUUCCUGUUUGUUUAUGAAAUUAGCGGCAUGCUAACAGGAGCAUUUUUUCUGCAAUUCACACCAAGCUUAAGCAGACACCGCUAUCAUGCUAAGUGUUAUCAUGCCCACAUUAUUAUUAAGGUAAUGCUAACGUUAGCACACUCGCAAUCCCAACAUGCGGAUACUAGCAUAGUUUGUAUAUUUUCAUAAGCAAGUUACUGGUAUUACUGGUUACAGUAUUAUGCUAAAUGUUAACAUGCUAAUAUUAGCACAGUAGCUCUUUUAGCCGUUUUCAUGGGUAGACACUUAUAUGAUCACUUAGCGCUACCAUGCUAGGUGUUAGCAUUGUAACAUUAGCAUUGUAACAUUUUUUAGCAUGACCAUAGAUAGAAGCUAUUUUGUUAGCAUGCUAACAUGAGCAUUUUUUUUGCAAUUCCCAUGAAUAUGAUAUUAGGCAGACACCGCUAUCAUGCUAGCAUUGUAACAUUAGCAUUGCAACAUUUUUUAGCCAUGACCAUAGAUAGAAGCUAUUAUGUUAGCAAGCUAACAGGAGCAUUUUUUUGCAAUUCCCAUGAAUAUGAGCUUAAGCAGACACCGCUAUCAUGCUAGGUGUUAACAUACCCACAUUAUUAUUAAGUUAAUGCUACUAUGCUAACAUUAGCACACUCGCAAUCCCAACAUGUGGAUGCUAGCAUAGUUUGUAUAUUUCCAUAGGCAAGUUACUGGCAAGUGUUUAUAUAUGUAUUAAGCUAAAUGUUAACAUGCUAAUAUUAGCACAGUAGCUCUUUUAGCCGUUUUCAUGGGUAGACACUUAUAUGAUCACUUAGCACUAUCAUGCUAGGUGUUAGCAUUGUAACAUUAGCAUAGCAACAUUUUUAGCCAUGUCCAUAGGUAGAAGCUAUUAUGUUAGCUGUUAGCAUGCUAACAGGAUCAUUUUUUUGCAAUUCCCAAGCAGACACCGCUAUCAUGCUAGGUGUUAACAUGCCCACAUUAAGUUAAUGAAAUUAGGGGUCAAUGGCGCCAUGGCGGGGUCAAAGGUCAAGAUGAAAACAUCUAAAACUAUGUGUGAUGAAUGCUAACGUUAAUAUUCACGUGUUGUUGUGGAAAAUGUGUAGUGACAUAGACCUGUCAGGUGAGGGCUAUAAAUAGCGCCUGUGGAUGCUUGGG